This is a messenger RNA of Oncorhynchus mykiss (rainbow trout), 3299 nucleotides long. NCBI's taxonomy places the organism in Eukaryota, Metazoa, Chordata, Actinopteri, Salmoniformes, Salmonidae. The record is from RefSeq and is a predicted model, not a curated record.
UCACUUGAUCAUUUUAUGUAAUAUGUUGUACACUCAGUGUAUAUUGUAUCCACAGGAGGUUGGUGGCACCUUAAUUGGGGAAGACAGGCUUGUGGUAAUUGCUGGAGCAGAAAUAGGCAGAAUGGUAUCAAAUACAUCAAACGUGUGGUUUCCAUGUGUUUGAUGUCAUUCCAUUCACUCAGUUCCAGACAUUAUUAUGAGCUGUCCUCCCCUCAGCAGCCUCUACUGAUUUGAUCAACUACCAAGAGAAAGAAUACACAUUGAGAAUAAUAAAAUAAUUGGAAGAAUUGAAGAUAGGAUUCAUGCAACAAGAAGAUGGGACUGGAUGCCAUGUAAUGUCUAAUUCUCACCAUAUGGUGGCAGUGUAAUCGUGUGUGUUUGUGUGUGUGUGUGUGUGUGUGUGUGUGUGUGUGUGUGUGUGAGAGAGAGAGAGAGAGGAGUUAGGGGUUCUGUACAUAGAGAGUACAAACCAGGAGGACGAGGACAGAGAGAUACCAGAGAGAUGGUGAGUAUGUCUGUUGAUUUUAACAUCAAGUCAUUCUAGUUUUGCUUUAGACAACUAUGAUAUCUCAUAUCGCUCUCUUCUUCUUCGCUGUUUGUGUUCGCAGUACGGAUUCAUAAACACCUGUCUGAAAUCUCUGGUAAUUGAGAAAUUUGGUGAAGAAACAUGGGAGAAACUGAGGACCCUGGCAGAGGUCCAGGACACGUUCAUGACUUAUGAGAUAUACGAUGAUGUCAUAACUCUGCGUCUGGUGCAGGAAGCAUGUACUAUGCUGGACAUGCCUUCUGAGGUGGUGCUGAAGCUUUUCGGGGAGUACUUCUUCAGCUUCUGUAAGAUGGCGGGGUACGACACCAUGCUGCGUACGCUAGGGGGGAACCUGGUGGAAUUCAUUGAGAACCUGGAUGCCCUUCACAGCUACCUGGCUCUCUCCUACCAGGAGAUGAACGCUCCCUCGUUCCGUGUGGAGAAGAACGAUGAUGGGAGGAUGUUGCUUCAUUACUACUCGGACAGGAAAGGCCUAUAUCACAUUGUGCCAGGCAUCAUUGAGGCGGUGGCCAAAGACUUCUUUGACAGCGAAGUGAGCAUGACCAUCCUUAACCAAUCAGAGGAGGACGAGCGCACAGGGAAGAAAGAGCAUGUGGUCUUCCUGGUCUCUCAGAGGAGCCGAGGAUCAAAGAGGGAUUUCCGGCCCCAAAGAGAAAAGAAGGAGGUAACCAAGGAGGAUGAGGAGAUUGAUAGGAGGCAUCAGGCAGAGGCAUUGGAGAGGAUGAGAGCCAGGUGUGCCAGUCUGCCCCACUGCCCUGCUGGGAAAAGAUCACGCUGGGAUAUGGUUAGGAGCGUUGUCAUGUUUGGAAAAGAGAACCUUCUGAAGUCGUUCACACCCUGCUACCCAGAUAAGCUGUGGAUGGAGGAACAAGCAUUCUGCAAUGCCUUCCCUUUCCACAUUGUCUUUGAUAAACAGCUCAAGGUGAAGCAGACUGGGAUUAACAUCCAGAAGUUUGUCCCUGGGCUGCAGACGAUGGACAGCCGUCUGGAUGAGUACUUCAGCAUUGUCCAUCCGCAGGUGACCUUCAACAUCGAGAGCAUCAGGAAGUUCAUCAACAGCCAGUUUGUCCUGAAGACCAGACGGGAGAUGGUGCCUCUGGCCUCUCAGCAUCAGUCCAUGCUCAAACUCAGAGGUCAGAUGGUGUGGAUGGAGUCUCUGGGCUGUAUGGUGUACCUGUGCUCCCCGAAGCUGCGCAGCCUGCAGGAGUUGGAGGAGAGGGGUCUGCACAUCUCCGACAUCGCACAGCACGACACCACCCGGGACCUCAUCCUGCUUAACCAACAGCGUCUGGCCGAGAUGGAGCUGUCCAAUCAGCUGGAGCGCAAAAAGGAGGAGCUGAGGAUCCUCUCACGUCACCUCGAGGCGGAGAAGAAGAAGACGGAGACUCUGCUCUACGCCAUGUUGCCUCGCCACGUAGCCAACCAGCUGAAGGAGGGCAAGAGGGUGGAAGCAGGUGAGUUCCAGGUGUGCACCAUCCUGUUCAGUGAUGUGGUCACCUUCACCAAUAUCUGUGCUGCCUGCGAGCCCAUCCAGAUCGUCAACAUGCUCAACUCUAUGUACUCCAAGUUCGACCGCCUUACCAGCGUCCAUGACGUGUACAAGGUGGAGACUAUUGGAGACGCCUACAUGGUGGUGGGUGGGGUUCCCAUUCCAGCUGACAGUCAUGCAGAGCGGGUGGCCAACUUUGCCCUGGGUAUGCGUAUCGCUGCCCGGGAGGUGACCAACCCUAUCACUGGGCAACCCAUCCAGAUUCGGGUGGGUCUGCACACAGGUCCAGUGCUGGCUGGUGUGGUAGGGGACAAGAUGCCUCGAUACUGCCUGUUUGGAGAUACGGUCAACACUGCCUCCCGCAUGGAGAGUCACGGAGUGCCUGACCACAUACACCUCAGCCCCUUCACAUACAGUGCGCUGGAAGAUAAGGGCUUUGACAUCCUGGAAAGAGGAGAGAUCCAGGUGAAGGGGAAAGGCCUGAUGACCACCUACUUCCUGCUGCAGAACCUGUGUGUGUCUGAGGACACCAUCAUGGCCAGAGGGACAGGAGAGCCCUGCGUGUACAGAGACAACCAGCAGGGGGCGGGAGAGAGCGAGAGAGACACAGAAGAACCAGACAGUGUGAGAAAGGAAGAAACGAAUGGCCAAACCAUGGCAUCUGCUUCUUCUUCGGGUGACCUCACCAACGAAGACACACCUUUUCUGGGAGACACUACACCUUUUCAAAAGGGCCACCUCAACGACGUGAACUCACGAUUCUGCCGACUGCUCUAAGUAUGUGGAGUUGGACUCCAUUUGGAAGCAUAUCAUUUGAAAAUCUGAGACCAUUUAGGAAAUGAAAUGUUGAACUCCACAAAGGCAUGCUAGUUCUGACAGUUUCCAAAGAAUCAACAAUGUUUCUACACAUGCUUGCUAACCCACUGGGCACAGAUGUCAAUUCAAUGUCUAUUCAAUGCUGGUUCAAUGUAAUUUCAUUGAAAUGACGUGGAAACAACGUUGAUUCAACCACUGUGUGCCCAGUGGGAAGUUUUAUAAAUACUGUAGACAGAAAGUAAUAAAUCGGUAUCUCAAAUUUUUGUUGAUGAUCCAAUGGUCUCCACGUUGAUGCAACAUUGUAACCACAUUAACAUGAUGAUCUUUAGAUAUUCUAACUAGGUUGAUUCAAUCUGUGGGAGACUCCUGGAUGAGCUCUGUGUUGUUGUGGUGACUGCCGCCUGCUGGGGGACACCUGGGUUUGCCAUGGGGUGGUGACACCUGGGG